Messenger RNA from Rhagoletis zephyria (snowberry fruit fly), 1923 nucleotides. The record is from RefSeq and is a predicted model, not a curated record. Lineage: Eukaryota; Metazoa; Arthropoda; Insecta; Diptera; Tephritidae.
AUGGACAGCCUCAACGACACAGAGAGCAUGAACAUUAGCAGCAUCAUCAGCAGCAGCAGCAGUCCAACCGAGCCGUACCAGAACCGCCUCAUCUUCCUGGUGUCUGCCUCGGUAGUGCUGGGCAUCCUCACUGUGAUGACCAUCGUGGGCAAUGUUUUCGUCAUUGCGGCGAUCAUCAUGGAGAGAAACCUGCGCACGACGGGCAACUACCUGGUGCUCUCGCUGGCGGUGGCCGACCUGAUGGUCGCCUGUCUGGUAAUGCCUCUCGGUGCCUUCUCGGAGAUCACGCAAAGCUGGACACUGGGCACCUUUCUCUGCGACAUUUGGACAUCAUUUGACCUGCUCUGCUGCACCGCCUCCAUUUUGCACCUUUUGGCCAUUGCUCUGGACCGGUACUGGGCUGUAACUUAUGUGGACUACAUUCACAAGCGCACUCCAAAACGAAUUUCCUUCAUGAUCUUCAUGGUGUGGACAGUUGCGGUCAUAGUGUCCAUUGCUCCGCUGGUCGGUUGGAAAGAUCCGGAUUUUCAGCGGCGUGUCAUCAACGAGAAACGGUGCCUCAUCUCACAAGACAUUGGCUAUCAAAUUUUUGCUACCAUUUCAACUUUUUACGCUCCUUUAAUAUUUAUCCUACUUUUAUACUGGAAAAUCUACCAAGUAGCACGAAAGAGAAUCCGCCACAAGCCAGGAAAAACGAUUACUCCAGCUUCGGAGGCAAAUCCCAAAAUCAUCGAUCUCCGAAACGAGAAAUCACUUGCCGGCAAACGGCGGCUCUUUGUGCCGGCAAAGGGCACUCGUGCAGAGAAGGGCAAAAAGGCCGGCGCCGGAGCACUGGUGGCAGCAGCGAAGAAGAACAACUACAACAACAGCGCCAAUGGCGGGGGAAAUGGCGGCAGUAAAGGAGCAGGUGGCGGGGGUAGCGGUGGUGGUGGUGGUCUACUGAACAGCAAAGCUAGAGCCAUCAUGGGCAUCAACAACAGCUCAAUCAGUCUGGAGGAGAACAACAACAACAACAGCAACAGCACCGGUGGUCGACGGAGCCAUGAGCUGGUCAACUACCUGGCCGUGUACAGUCCAAGUGGAGAGCACCAGCUAGUGAACACCACUGCUUCCUCCACGGUGGGCCGUAGCAACGGAAAUGGCGGUGGUGGUGGUGUUGGCGGUGUGAGUCGAGGGAUGUGCCAGUCCAUGGUCACCCUGGACGCCUCUCAACUGGUGGCAGUGGCCAUGGCAAGGGUGGAGAGCGCCACUGAAGGCGUCAGUGCUACAGAGUGCUGCACCUACGAUCAAAUGAGCUCAACGGAAGGAGAGAAAAAUGGCAGCAUUGCUGAGACGCCCAGCGCCAAUGGCUCAGAGGGGACGGUUGGCGACCAGGACACCGACCACGCUCACCACAACAGCGCCAGUGGUCUGGUGGAGGCGGUGGCCGCUGCGGUCGCCACAUCGACCGGUGCUGAUAAGGGCAACAACGGCAAUCAUCUGCCUAACUAUCAAAUCCACCAACAGCAGCAUCACCCACCAGCACCACUGUCAGUGCACUCCUCCAAGCAGCUAAACAGCAGUUCUGGCAACAAACCUCGUCCCUCUGGAAUGUCCACGCUGUCCAGUGGUCCGUCCUCAGCCACGUCCUCGCCUGCGGUCACCAUGACCCGCCUCAAUCACCGUCCAAUGCACGCCAUCACCGUGGACAGCUACCACACUACUUCCUCUCCGGCGUCUACCUCCUCCAAUUACCAUCUGCACACCAGCAGUACCUCCCACCAGAAUGCGGUCAGGGCGACCAAGGCAAUCAAGGAGUCCAUUGAGUCAAAGAGGGAGCGAAAGGCCGCCAAAAUACUGGCCAUCAUAACGGUCCGGAUUUUCGAAAUGGAUUCCGUCGCAUUCUCUGCGGCCGAAAGAGAUGAGGCGAAAAUGGUGGAGUGA